Patiria miniata (bat star) is the source of this 3142-nucleotide messenger RNA. RefSeq names its product sulfotransferase 1C2-like. The record is from RefSeq and is a predicted model, not a curated record. Gene Ontology annotation, cellular component: cytoplasm. Gene Ontology annotation, molecular function: sulfotransferase activity. Lineage: Eukaryota; Metazoa; Echinodermata; Asteroidea; Valvatida; Asterinidae. Gene Ontology annotation, biological process: sulfation. The transcript is spliced from 8 exons. The coding region runs from base 1180 to 2157 and encodes 325 amino acids.
ACAGCAAAAUUCCUUGUCCUAAGGGUCGUUUACAUAAAAGGGCGACAGUUAUUUUGUCGCCUCAAUAAGGUGUAUCGCCCUAUUGUUGACAGAGUUCGCAAAACCUGUCGCCCUAUUACAGCCAUAAUAAUAGGGUUACGUAAAAAGGUAAUCCAGUUGAUCGCCCCGCCCGCUUCCUUUUUGAAGCUGCAUCAAUUGUUCACAAAAUGUCACAAAAUGGUUGAGAAGUUCAGAUGCUUAAUAGCUUUACAAGUGUUGAAUAAUCACUUUAAGAAGGUUUUGUCGCCAACUAUCAAGAACAGUCAAAUAAAAAGGGCCUCCACCUUUUAAAAGCACAUAUCGUGUAAGCUAAAUAUAGCCAUGUUGGGCUUCUUUUCUCAAUAUGAGGCCAAUGAGGCGGAAUAAAUAAAAUGUUAUGCCUCAUAAGUCCGACGCCUCUAGGUCCGACGCCCCACAAGUUCGAAUUUUCAGACCGAGGCGUCGGACCUAUGAGGCGCCAGACUUAUGAGCGGACCCCCAUAGGGCCUACUUCACGCAAAUGCGAAUGCGAUGCGAAUUUUAUUUUACGAAGCAUUCGCUGCCCGGAAUUCCCCGGUGUUGAAAUGUGUUCAACUUUUAUGAAUUCGCAGCGCGUUCGCUUUCGCGCCGAGUAUGAACUCGACUAAUAACUCCAUCAAUACAAUUGAAUGUUUCGUUUUGAGAGGCUUAUCUUUGAGCUAAAAUCAGAUUCUUCAGGGGUACAUUUGAAUUAAAAAAAAACUUAAAUCGUAAAAAUAACAAUCAAAAUGCAAAGUGUGCUUCAUCUCUACGAAACAUUGGAGAGGGGUCUUGCAGUUUUCGGAAUGGACCACCGUGACGGGUCGACUGUACACUGCGAUAACAGUUGACCCCGCGCCUUCCCUGCACCAAAGUACAUUGUCAUUAUCAGUCAGUGCUGACAUAAGGUUCGAUGGCUGCAUGCAACAAGGCUUACAGUAUAACAAGCGUUGCAUUGGACGAGGGAUUGCACUUUGCCUUCACUUACACAACGGAGUACGAAGUACAGGGAGCGUUCGUGUGUGGUUGAAACAUUGGCCCGCAAUAUUGUUGCACCGGCACGUGGAUGUCAUCUGACUAUCUACUCAAAUUUCACUCCGCAGAAAUAUAAUAAACGUGAGGGAACUUCCACCGCACCGCACAAUGGAUAAGUACGUAACCCUUGAGGAAUAUAAGGGAAUGGUACAGAAGAUGCAACCAAUGAUGGUACAUGCCAACAUCCCGCCCCGCCAAAAACCCAUGGUGGACGGUAUCGUGUUUCCUCCGGGGACUGACCAGAUCGUGAGUGACCUCAAGAACUUCGAGGUCAGAGAGGACGACGCGUGGAUCGUGACGUAUCCCAAAGCAGGCACAACUUGGACCCAGGAGAUCAUGUCCUGCGUGAUGCAUGAUGGGAACCUGGAGGAAGUCAACAAGAGACACACUGUGUUCCGGGUUCCCUUCCUGGAGCUCUGUUUGCCCGAGCCGGUCCUGAAGAUGAAAAAUAUGCCUCAAAUUCACAAGAUAGUUGCUGAGAUGCCAUCACCCCGUGUCAUCAAGUCGCAUCUACCGGGCCAGCUACUGCCGCCUCAGAUGUGGACAAAGAAACCCAAGAUCGUCUACGUCAUGCGCAACCCCAAGGACCUCGUGGUCUCGUUCUUCUACUUCACGCGAAUGAUGAACCGUUCCCCUCAGAAACAGGCCGAGAGUUUUGGGGAUUUCUUCGAACUGACGCUGGAAGGAAAAACUAUGUUCGGUCCGUGGUGGGAGCAUUACCUAUAUUUCUGGAGGAAGAGACACGAACCAAACAUCCUCCUCCUGUGGUUUGAAGACAUGAAGAGGGACCUGAGAGGAAUUGUCGAGCAGAUCAGUCAGUUCUUGGGCAAGAGCCUCUCAGCCAAGACACUGGACGCCAUCACAGAACACUGCACCUUCGCCAACAUGAAGAAGAACCCCAUGGCAAACCCGGACACGAUUUUUGAGAAUACAGGUGGCCAGGACACAGGCGAAAAAGCCUCAUUUAUGAGGAAAGGCAAGGUUGGUGAUUGGAGGUCCCACUUCACUGUGGCACAAAACGAAGCCAUGGACGCCCUCAUGAAGGAGAAGCUGCACGGCACUGGGCUCAACGUCGACUGCACCUAGGAAUUGGAAAACCCGCACCGUGUCUGGAAAACACUAUGCUUUGGGUGUGGAGGAUAUAAUGUAGAAUCAGUCAAUCAACAUUUUUGCACUUUUAACCAUCUUAUGGAAAGUAAUCAGUGCAUGGAAUUACAACCUGACUCGAUCGACGUUGUCAACUAUUCAAGGCACUUUUGUUUGGGGCGCCCUCCACAGGCGCAGCAGUAUCAAAUAAGGUGUCCCGAAAUGUCACUAGAGACAAUUUAGACAAUUGAUUAGUUCGUCACGGUACCUGGGUAACGUGACAGGGGCCAUCGACAUUAUCAUGAUUUCAAUCCCUUGAAAACCAGUUAGUGACAAGGAUUUAAAAAAAAAACCGGAGGCAAUCACAUCCAGGGAAAAUAAUAAUAUCUGGGGUUAGCAGUAGUAUCCACAUUCAAUUUUUUUUUAAUGUUAAUUAGUUUAGUUUAAUAAAUAUUAUGUCGAGAUUAUUCUGUAUCAUUGUGACAAAUCUGAAGAUGUUAUGUGACCGUAUCAAACUGUUGGUAUUGGCUCAAUCGCCACGAUUGGUCUACAUCAUUCAAAACUACAACCAGUCUUAAACAUAGUGUUUAAUACCGACCAAGCACAUGUUUAUUGUCAUUCAUUAAUACCUUUCUGGUAAAAAAAAUUAAAUUCUGUGCACAAACUAAAGCAAGUCCAAAAUAUAAAAUUUCCAACGAUUUUGUUCAACAGUUUUCUGUCUGUUUUUCGAAAAACCCGUCUAGCUAUUUAAUGGAGUGUGCAGCUCGAAAAUAUCUCUCAAAACUCAUCGCAUGCUGCUUGCUUUCAUAUAAUACAUGUGCAGUUAUGUUUAUUUUGUUUUUCUGCUAUUUUGUUGAUGACCUUUAAUUGUGUCCAGAUUGUCUAUUUAAUACAUAUGGAUUUUGUUUACUUCAUUUUUGCUGCUGUUUUGCUUGUUUCGGCCCGCUGGGCGUAAUAAACUAUGGAGUGAAAAGUAAUACUUUAA